AGAAACCCUCAUCCAAAACUGGCCAAUCCACAAAGAGGUCAGAGAAACCUUUUUCCAACAGUGCCCAAUCCUCAGUGGGUUUGGAGAAGUCUACAUCCAAAUUCAUCCAAUCUUCAGAGAGUACAACACUUAGCCUGCUGGUUGACCAAUCAGAAUCGUCUGUGGUCAACAACACAGCUCCCAAUGUCAGACAAUUGCCAGCUAAGGCCAGUGAUCGGCUGGAUGAUAACUGCUCGGAGGAUGCUUGGCUGGAGGUUGACCACACCCCAAGAUCACAAGCUCCAAGUCGACCAGCACACCCAGUGAGUACCCCGGUGGUGGGAGGCACCCAGAACAGCUCACCGAGACCUGGGCAGGAUAACGCUCACCAUCAUGGUGGUAGGAUAGCAGAUACUCGAACAUGGUCAUCCCUGUCACAAUCUGUGAAGAAUACAACGAGCAAGAUCCCAAGCAGCCUCAGGAUGAUGCGUCCAUCUACAUCGCAGCCCCGUGUACCGUACACACCACUGCUGAUCCCAUCGUUUCGAGUGAAGGUGAAAGUGAAAAAGAAACGCUUUGUCAUUGGGGUCCCUCAAAGUGAGUUGGACACAUGCACCAUCAGGUGGCUGGCAGAGGAAGCAGCAAGGAAAUACAGUAUCGAGUGUGGUGUGAGACCCCGGCUCUCUCUAACCCUUGACGGAGCGCUGCUCUCUCCACACGAACCAAUCAUCAACCUUCUCCAUGACAACGAGGAGGUCCUGGCUGAGGUCGUGUCCUGGGAUCUGCCUCCACUGUCUGAACGAUACAAGAGGGCCUGUGACAGUCUGGCACAAACUACAUACCCAUCCAUUUUCAAGAUUCUCCAGCUACAGGAGAAAGGCUCCUCUGUGGACUUAUCCAGCCUGUCGCUGACCAAGGAGCACCUGACCCCCAUCCUGCGGGCCCUCAAACUGCACACCACUACCCACCAGCUCUGCCUCUCUGCCAAUCCUCUUGGUGACGAUGCCAUGGAGGAGCUGGUGGCCUGCCUGGUGACCAUGCCCAACCUGACCGUACUGGACCUCUCCUCCAAUCAGAUCACACACCAAGGCCUGAGGACUCUCUGUGAGACCAGCAGACCAAACGAGGAUCCGGCUUUUCAGGAGCAGGGAUCUGUUUCCACGGAGACCAGGGCAAGGCCUAGAAGCCCCAAGUGCGGUUUCUCGCUGAAGGAUGAGCUGGUGGACCAUGAGAGCUCCUCUGACAGCGAUGGGACCAGCAGCAGUGAAGACAAUUGGCUGCUUUCUGAUAUCGUGUCUCCACUCACAGAAUUCCUCUCGUUGAAAGAGGAAAUCGCUGGGGGAACGUUUUCACAGGCAGACAAGGAGCAUCUCCACGGGAAGCGUCUCCAGGACAAAGCAUCCGAGUACAGGAGCUGGCUCCUCAAGGAAGAGGCCAGGAGUAGAAAGAAACGGAAGCUGCUCAGGAGAGCCUGCGAGCAGGAGAUGAGGGAUAAGACGAAGCUGAUCGAGAAUCUCCAGGACAUUAUCAAUGAGCAGGAAGCUCUGGUGAAGAAACUACAGCUAGCAG
This is a messenger RNA of Rhincodon typus (whale shark), 1548 nucleotides long. Its product is annotated as tonsoku-like protein. The annotation marks the transcript as partial. The record is from RefSeq and is a predicted model, not a curated record. The transcript has 8 exons. Lineage: Eukaryota; Metazoa; Chordata; Chondrichthyes; Orectolobiformes; Rhincodontidae. Gene Ontology annotation, molecular function: protein binding.